AUGCGUUACUCACUUCUCGCCCUCGGUGCGGGCAAGCUGGCCAUGGCCAUGAUCACCAACACGACCGAUGGUCAAGAAACUGCUGGCAAGGCUGUUUCCAACACCAUGCCUCCUGUUGUUGGAGACUACGAGCUCUUCGGAUGCUCUGCCGCCAAUGAUGACUUUAAGAGCUUUGUUCGGGUUGCAUCUACUGAUCACAUGGACCUCGACUUCUGCAGUGCCAGUUGCCAGUCCAAGUUCAUGGCUGUCAGUGGCAAGGCCGAUGCGGCUCAGAAACUCGACGCCGGCAUGUGCAACAGCCCUUGCCCAGGCAAUCAGGCUCAGUCUUGUGGUGGCAACGGUGUUGGCAACACGCGUCGCGAUGGUGCAGCUCCCAUGAAGGCCGUCUCCAUGUACAUGCGUUCGAAGGCUGCUGAGGCCGACGGUGCUGUUACGAAGACCAUCACCAGCACCAAGGUUGCUACCAUCACCAAAUGCCAUCCCACCGUCACCAACUGCCCCGUGGGCAAGCCUACCCACGUCGUGACCAAGGUCACCGAGACCUGCCCUCGCCCAACGGAGGCGGUUGAGUGGCACAAAAAGAAGAUUAUCUGCUACGGCGGUCACUGCGCCCCCGAGAUUCCUUGCAAGGGCGAGAAUCAGCGCGUCAUCUGUGACGGUACCAAGUGUCACUCCGAAGCCUGCUACAGCGAGGACUGGAGUAGGCUUGUCAUUUGCAAGGGCGACGACUGCAAGUGGUCUACGUGUGAUGAUGAUCGCUGGUACGAGAAGAAGAUCGUGUGCUUCGACGGCAAGUGCGCAUGGGAGAACUGCCACGGCGACGAGUGCCACAAGAAGUUUGUCUGCCGGGGUGAUGAGUGCAAGCACGAGAGCUGCUCCGGUGAUGACUGCCACAAAAAGUUCAUCUGCGACCACAAGGGUGACAACUGCAAGCCUGCUCCCCCAUGCGACGGAAAGGACUGCCCCAAGCCGCCUCCUCCCUGCCACGACAAGUGUCCCAAGCCAUCUCCCACCUGCAAUGGUGAGGACUGCCCCAAGCUUCCCCCUCCUCCUCCCUGCCAUGGCGAUAACUGCAAGGUCGUUCCCUGCAAAGGCAACGACUGCGUGAAGCCUGUCCGUCCCACUGGUACUGGCACUGGCACCAUGUCACCUCAUCCAAUUCCCACCGGCCCUCCUAUUGUCGCUGGUGCUGGCAACAUAGUUGCCAACGUCAUCGGUGCGGCUGCCGGUCUCCUCUUUGUCUUGUAA
Molecule: messenger RNA, 1248 nt
Organism: Metarhizium acridum CQMa 102
Lineage: Eukaryota; Fungi; Ascomycota; Sordariomycetes; Hypocreales; Clavicipitaceae
Source: RefSeq, a predicted model, not a curated record